AUGGUUCUGUUCGACAACAAAACUCAUGAUGAAGGCAAGAGGGCUGAGCAAGUCAAUAAGCUUCUCUCUCUGGUAGAUGAAAUCAAAAAGAACAACAAUGGACAGUCAUAUACCGAUGACAUGUACAAUGAGAUAAAGCAACAUACCGACAAACUAAGCAAGGAGCUUGAGGAGCUUGAAGCAAAGAAGCAUCCAGCCGAGUUGGAAUCAGAGUUGAAAGAUAAGUUGCAUGCAUCGUUUGAAGAGAGUAUGACCCUUAUGUCUAACGCGGUGGAGAAGAAGCUGAAAGCUGCUGUGCAGGCGCAAGAGAUUCUUUCGCCGGGAACUACACUAAGUUUGCUAGAAGACAUGGUUGAUUAUGCCCGUAGGAAUCCCAUUCCUACUCCACGGAGAAGGACAGGUUGGGAAGGCGUGGGGGACUCUCUCAGUUCUUGCAGCAUCCAGUGA
Messenger RNA from Microthlaspi erraticum, 447 nucleotides. NCBI's taxonomy places the organism in Eukaryota, Viridiplantae, Streptophyta, Magnoliopsida, Brassicales, Brassicaceae. The record is from the annotation of a GenBank genome assembly.